Messenger RNA from Ziziphus jujuba (common jujube), 1097 nucleotides. Its product is annotated as 1-aminocyclopropane-1-carboxylate oxidase. The record is from RefSeq and is marked provisional. NCBI's taxonomy places the organism in Eukaryota, Viridiplantae, Streptophyta, Magnoliopsida, Rosales, Rhamnaceae.
GAGAGAUGGCAAAUUUCCCAGUUAUCAACUUGGAGAAUCUCAAUGGUGAAGGAAGGAAGGCUACAAUGGAACAGAUUAGAGAUGCUUGUGAGAACUGGGGUUUCUUUGAGCUUGUGAAUCAUGGUAUAGCCCCUGAGUUUAUGGACAAAAUAGAGAGGAUGACAAAAGAGCAUUACAGGAAGUGCAUGGAGCAGAGGUUCAAAGAGCUUGUUGCAAGCAAAGGUUUGGAAGCUGUUCAGACAGAGGUCAGUGACAUGGAUUGGGAAAGCACUUUCUUCUUGCGCCACCUUCCUGUUUCUACCAUAUCAGAGAUUCCAGAUCUCCAUGAUGAUUACAGGAAAGCGAUGAAGGAAUUUGCUUUGAAAUUGGAGACACUAGCUGAGGAACUACUAGACCUGUUAUGUGAGAAUCUUGGACUUGAAAAAGGGUAUCUGAAAAAGGCCUUCUAUGGAUCAAAAGGUCCAACUUUUGGAACCAAGGUGAGCAAUUAUCCACCAUGCCCAAAACCGGAGUUGAUCAAAGGUCUCCGAGCCCACACAGAUGCAGGUGGCAUCAUCUUGCUGUUCCAGGAUGACAAAGUCAGCGGCCUCCAGCUACUUAAGGAUGGUCAAUGGAUUGAUGUCCCUCCUAUGCGCCACUCCAUUGUAGUCAACCUUGGCGAUCAACUUGAGGUUAUAACAAAUGGGAAAUACAAGAGUGUAGAACACAGAGUGAUUGCACAAACAAAUGGUACCAGAAUGUCCAUAGCUUCAUUCUACAACCCCGGUAGUGAUGCUGUUAUUUACCCUGCACCAGUCCUUGUCGAGAAAGAAGCAGAGGAGAAGAAGCAAGUUUACCCAAAAUUUGUUUUUGAAGAUUAUAUGAAGCUUUAUACUGCGUUGAAAUUCGAGCCCAAAGAGCCAAGGUUCAAAGCCAUGAAAGCAGUGGAAACUAAUGUUGGUUUGGGUCCAAUUGCUACAGCUUAAAGAGGAAGGAUAAAUAUAUAUAUAUAUAUAGAUAUAAAUAUACUAUCUGCUCUAUGAUAUUAUAUUUAGAUUAUUUGCUUGAAUAAGUACUACUUAUGGGUGUUUUCUUUAGAGCAAGAGAGACCGGUUGAA